CUUUGUUGGAGGCGGGCAGUCUUGGACUCGACUGGUUCGAGCAGAGCGGUAGUGUUUGGCGGUGCCAAAAGGCAUGCUGCUCGCGGCCUAGAAACAGGAGAGCAGGCGAAGCCAGAGACGUGCUCCCUCCUCGAGGAACAGAGUCGACCUCGUCCGUUUCUCAAACCAAAAAAAAAAAAAACAUCGUCUGAUUUCACAGUCUGGCCCAGCGCAGGCGAGCAAUCUUUUACACGCAGUCCCAAUAUCCUUAUCUAUGUGGGUCUAGAGUCUUCCCGCCAUCCAGCCAAGGUCGGCCCAGUGGACAGGCGUGAUCGACCAAGAUAACUCACUAGCAGCUUUGCGGCCGGCAUCCGGUGCUGAACGGCUCACAUCACCUUGUCUGUCUCAAUAACUUCCUCUCCUUCUGAACAUUAUCUCAAACAGCGAGCAUAUACUCGUGCCUACCCACCCGCUCUCCCUUUCCUCCCCCUUCCCCCUGCUCCUCACACGCGAACGGGACUCGACCUUACGCAAACGGCAACGCAGCAGGACCCAAAAGCAAUGACAGCUUCGCGGGUGCGAGGCCGGUGCACAUCCUUUUUACGAACCGAUCCAGCCUUUGGUACGUUGUAACGCACCGCUCUGUCGACUGAGGUCUGCUCGCGCCGGCAGCAGACCUGCCCAGCAUGGGCUUCAACACCACCGCGCCGCCGAGGACGACGAAGCUGCAAGACAACCCUACGCUUCUGUUCAGUUGGUGGUGCACCGGCUUCGCGAUGGCAUUCAUAGCGGUUCGAUUAUGUGGUCGGAUGGUGCGGAACAAUCAGCUGUUCAAGGAGGACAAGAUCAUGUUCUUGAGCGUGAUCCCGCUGCUCAUUCGCAUGGCAUUCAUACAUGUGGUGCUGAUAUGGGGAACCAACAACGUGGAUCUGAGCGGUGGAUUCACGCCCUUGGAGAUCAAGCAGCGUACGAUAGGAUCCAAGCUUGUCCUACCAGCGCGCAUAUUCUAUGCCAUGUACAUCUGGAUGGCCAAGCUGACCAUUUCCGAAUUUCUCAAGCGCCUGACCUCAACAUACUGGAAGCGCAGCUACGAGGUGAUGCUGAAGGGCAUCCGCUGGUUCCUACUUCUAACCUUUAUUGCCGUCGUCAUUGCCACGUUGGCAGAAUGCCAUCCGUUUGACCACUACUGGCAAGUCAUUCCCGACCCGGGGCCUUCUUGUCGCAUGGGCUACGCGCAGCUGAUCACUAUGGGUACUGCCGACAUGAUGACGGAUGCGCUACUUGUUAUUUUUCCCGUCUCUCUUGUGGCUCGGUCUCCUGCUUUCCAGCUAAAGCGCAAGCUUAAGCUCAUCGCUCUCUUCAGCUUGUCCAUCUGCCUCAUGGUGGUCACGGGUAUGCGCGUGAAAUACGUGAUUGCACACAACAGUAGACAGCAAUACCGAACGGUAUGGGCCUCUGGCGAGAUUCUGGGUGCCGCUGCAGUCACCAACGCCAUCGUGAUCGGAUCUUUCUUGCGAGACCGUGGCGUCAAAAAGCAAAAGUACAAGUACAACUCGACGACGGACAGCAUGGACCGUCCGUCCCGACGACCGACUAGAAGCAUAGGAAUGACAGACAGCGACGAUGACGACCUAGACCUUUUCAGCGACAUGUGUUAUCGCACCGAGCAUGGUCCUGAAAGCCCCAUCACACCUCGACCUGCACCUAUGGCCGUUGUAUCGCCACGCACGCGGCGCGAUUCAAUUCUCAAAGUGCCAGGCAGCUACUUCCCAGAAGUGAGGGACGACGCAACUCGUGCAAGCGAAGAAUCAGACAUAAAAACGGCCGUGGAAGCCCCCUUGAGAACGCCCACGCAGCCGGACACGAGUGCACAGCAGUCGCCGCGCCGGCACCGCACCGUUUCGUUCUGCGAUGUCGGUGGCCUCCUUGAAGACGCUUCGUCUCAAUCGAGCACCUUAGCUCCAUCCUCACCCCAGACGGGAACGAGAGACUUUGCAGUUCUCAACGGUCCGUCGACCAGACGAGGUUCCGACGUAAUUGCCUCUCCACCACCCGCACGACGAGGUUCCGAGGCACUCAACUCGCCACCUCCCGUAAGACGAGGCUCGCACGCCCUGUUGUCAGGCAUCGGUGGAUUCUUAUCCCCGAUCCUGCAAGGACAGCGACGAGGAUCGGGCGACGACCUGAAACGGACAAAGUCAAAUGACUUUGGCAACGACUUCGAGUUGACGCAUGCGUCAGGGGCCUUAGCUCCUAUCGUAGAACCUUCCGUCAAACCUGUCGCUCCGAUUCAGCUUAGGAGACAUGGCUCGCGAAGCUCGCUGCAAGACGUCGGUGGUCUCCUGGGCCCGCCCACUGGUGGGAUUCCUCCUCUUCCUGACAUCGCAUUACACCCUCCUCCUACAACCAACUCACCUAACCGGACACCAUCGCCCACCAACUUUUCCAGACCUCGGCCUCAAAGUUCAUCACCCUUGGCCUCGCCGUUGGCGGCAUAGCUCAGCGCAGGACACGCUUAGGGCGACACGUAACCACUCUGCGUGUGCGCCCCUACCAAAUGCCAUUCCCGGAGUUUCUGAGUCACGGGGCUCUUCUUCUGGAAAGCGACACAAAGGGUUCAUGUUGAUAUCCUCGGAUCGGCCUUGCUUUGUUUGAAAUGCUCUUAUUUUGGUUUUUUGGUUCGCACGAUAUCCCCCCCCAGCCGCACUAUUUUGACGCAGGAGGAAAAAAAAAAGGCUCCUUUGCUGCGUCUUAUUUUUUUUUAUAAUUAUUUCUGUCAUUGUACAAUUAAAUGAAUCAUGAAGGAACGUCUUUACGAUUGUUAAGGGGAUUAGUGGAAGAACAGGGUCAAGGAUGACUCGGACGUGGAAAGGCGAGAGUUCAAUAAUCGACGACCUGAGAAAGUAGCUUCUGCUAUGAAGCACAGACGUAAACGAUGGGCACGUGGGUCAUGAGGCUUGGCUAAAGUUCUUUAUUUUUCUGAAAUGCGAAGAAGAAAU
Verruconis gallopava is the source of this 2978-nucleotide messenger RNA. RefSeq lists its product as uncharacterized. The transcript has 2 exons. Lineage: Eukaryota; Fungi; Ascomycota; Dothideomycetes; Venturiales; Sympoventuriaceae. The record is from RefSeq and is a predicted model, not a curated record. The coding region runs from base 666 to 2477 and encodes 603 amino acids.